UGGAUUUGGGCAUCUGACUCGAUUCUAAUUGCGAAGGCCGCCUCCAAUAAGACCCAGAAAUAAAUAUGGAGUUGCAGAGAGGAGGAGGAGGAAGAAGAAGAAGCUGAAGCUCUGCUUCACCUUCUUCUUAUGACGACGUAUUCAUUCUUCAGUCAUGGCCUCUUCUCAACACCGCUGCGUUUUUGUUGGGAACAUACCCUAUGAUGCUACUGAAGAACAGCUUAUUCAAAUCUGCGAGGAGGUCGGUCCAGUCGUGUCCUUCAGAUUGGUUAUUGAUCGAGAAACAGGGAAGCCAAAAGGUUAUGGAUUCUGUGAGUAUAAGGAUGAAGAGACAGCAUUAAGUGCUCGUCGUAAUCUUCAGGGCUAUGAGAUCAAUGGCCGGCAAUUACGAGUUGAUUUUGCUGAAAAUGAUAAAGGUGCUGACCGAAAUAGAGAACAGGGUCGUGGUGGGCCUGGGAUGGUUGCUAAUGUUGAACCUCAAAAACAAGUGGGUGGACCAGCAAUCCUUGGGGAUGCUGCUCUGCAUCAGCCAGUUGGUCUUCCAUUGGCUAUGGCUGCUUCAUCUGUCAUGGCAGGAGCUCUGGGAGGUGCUCAGGCUGGUAGCAAGUCCAAUCAAAAUGGUUUUCAGAGUCAGGCAAUGUUGGGAAGUGAUCCUUUAACUCUUCAUCUAGCAAAAAUGUCUAGAAACCAGCUGAAUGAGGUCAUUUCUGACCUGAAGGUAAUGGCUACAAAAAACAAGGAAUUAGCAAGACAGCUACUGCUCACAAGCCCACAGUUGCCAAAAGCUCUUUUUCAGGCGCAGAUAAUGCUAGGAAUGGUGACUCCUCAAGUGUUGCAGAUGCCUAAUAUUCGGCAGGCUUCAGUUCCACCCACACAGCCUGUGUUACAAGAUGGUCAACAGGGUCAGCAGCUAGCAGUUCAAACUCUUAGUGGGCUACCCCCUCUUGCACAGAGCAAGAUGCAGCUUGGGUUGAUGCCCAAAGGACAAGAAGGCCAAGUGUCUGCCAUGCCUCAUAAUUCUUUGGUUCAUAGCCAGUUUUCUGCACUUCCACAACAGCCGGCACAGCCUCAAAUUCAGCUUCCACCCCAAGGCCACAACCAAGCUCUACAACAAGCCACAUUUGCUGGACAGUCAGGAGUUACGGCGCUUCCAUCUGUACGCCCACAGCCGCCAGCCAAAUUGCCUGUUAGGCCACAAAUUCAGGUGGCAUCUUCCUCUUCUUUGAAGCAUCAAAUGCAACCCCCUUUGUUACAACAACCAGGACAGUUUGGAUCUGCAAAUUCAGGGCAUAAUAGUCAGCUGGUUAUUCCAAAUGCAACUCUUCGACCUACACUUAUGACUCGUCCUUCAUUCCCAGAUCCAGGCUUUCAGCCUGGCUCCUCAACAUUUUCGAGCAUUCCGGAGACAACUAAUAACAAUGCUGAUAGAUCUUCUCAAGUUACUAAUAACACCUAUUCAAACAUGCCUUCGGGGUUAUCUAUGAAAAAAAGCAUGGCCCGUGAUACUUCUGAACCAAUGAAUCACCCUUCAAAAAUGGUGAAAUUGGAUGAUGGACGGAGGGCCCCUUUUUCUACUGUGGGUUUGAAUUUAUCUACCAGUUCUGCAUCUGCAUCUGGACCAUCCCAAGUUCUUGGAAUUGGCUCAGUCUCUGCAAACCAAAUAAGUAAAGCAGAAGAAGUGCAACACAUGGAUAAGAAGGCCCCUCAGUUGCAGCUUCCACCUGAGAUUGAGUCAGCCUUGCUGCAGCAAGUAUUGAACCUGACACCAGAGCAGCUAAGUUCACUGCCACCAGAACAGCAGCAAGAAGUCAUUCAGCUCCAGCAAAUGCUUCGAUGAGUGCUGCUCCUUCUGACUCGGGCUGACACAGCAUGUAAGAUACACAAUGAGCGGCCAUUGUAAUCAGCCCAGGCAAACUUCUCCAUCCUCGGUUCCAGGAAAGAAGAGCUGGUGAUUAGAUUAUGGUUGUAAAAUUAUUCUUCACAUGAGAGAGAGAGAGAGAGAGGAGAGAGAUCCAGUUCUGGAUCCGAAAAAUGCAUAAUGAUAGUUGCAUUCAUGUAAUAGUGAGCUUGUGAUUAGCACAUGUAAACGAAAUGAUAAAGCAGAAAGGAAAAAUUUUGAGCAAUGUUCAUUUUGCCAGGACUCUAUAUUUUAUUUUC
Molecule: messenger RNA, 2157 nt
Organism: Vitis riparia (riverbank grape)
Lineage: Eukaryota; Viridiplantae; Streptophyta; Magnoliopsida; Vitales; Vitaceae
Product: cleavage stimulating factor 64
Exons: 10
Coding region: 155-1837 (560 amino acids)
Biological process (GO): mRNA 3'-end processing
Cellular component (GO): mRNA cleavage and polyadenylation specificity factor complex
Molecular function (GO): mRNA binding
Source: RefSeq, a predicted model, not a curated record